CUGGACGAAAACAGUCGAGCGAAGCCGAAGCGACAGCAGCGGCCGCCGCACCGACCGACCGACCGGACCGUAGAGGAGAUCAGAGCCGCGCUCGUUGAGGCUUUUCCCGCACAAACGGAGGAUGACGGCGCUCAGCAGCGGGGAGUUGUGCGUCAAAUACGCGCUCUUCAUCUUCAACUUCAUCUUCUGGCUGGCAGGAACCGGCGUGCUGGCCGUGGGCCUCUGGCUGCGCUUCGACUCCAGGACCAAACCUCUGUUUGAAGCAGACGGCUCACCUUCAGUCUUCUUCACAGGCGUCUACAUCCUGAUCGCGGCGGGGGCUCUCAUGAUGGUGGUGGGCUUCCUGGGAUGCUGUGGAGCCAUCAAAGAGUCCACGUGCAUGCUGGGAUUGUUCUUCGUCUUCCUCCUCAUCAUCUUCACCGUGGAGGUGGCUGCAGGGAUCUGGGGGCUCUCCAAUAAAGACCGGGUGGUGGAGGACCUGACGCAGUUCUACAAGGAGACCUACACCAACUACCAGAGCACCAAGCAGGAUGCCCUGAAGGAGGCGCUGCGCGGGAUCCACUUCGGGCUGAACUGCUGCGGCCCCACAGGGACGGUCUUUGAUGGCGCCAACGACAUCUGCCCCAAGAAGGAGGGGCUGGACAUCCUCGUCACCACGAGCUGCCCCGUCGCCAUCGACGACGCCUUCAACAACAAGCUACACAUCAUCGGAGGCGUCGGCAUCGGGAUCGGAAUCGUCACGAUCUUCGGGAUGAUCUUCAGCAUGAUUCUCUGCUGCGGCAUCAGGAAGUCCCGGAACAUCAUGUAAACCAGACAAACCUCCAUCUCUAACCGGUGUAACGUUGGUCAGUCAACCGCUCGGACCCUCGGGCCUGUGGGGGCGCGGUGCUCCUGCAGCCCCGCCCCUUUGUUACAUUCCAGGAUCUUUGGGGGGUUUUAACUUCUACCGACAUUCCAGUAAAAUCCUGCUUUUCCGUAAUGAAGCCAAACCGAGCCGCUU
Oryzias melastigma (Indian medaka) is the source of this 1000-nucleotide messenger RNA. RefSeq names its product CD9 antigen. Lineage: Eukaryota; Metazoa; Chordata; Actinopteri; Beloniformes; Adrianichthyidae. The record is from RefSeq and is a predicted model, not a curated record. Gene Ontology annotation, cellular component: membrane. Bases 122 to 808 code for a protein of 228 amino acids. The transcript is spliced from 8 exons.